Molecule: messenger RNA, 4887 nt
Organism: Tachysurus vachellii
Lineage: Eukaryota; Metazoa; Chordata; Actinopteri; Siluriformes; Bagridae
Gene: trim66
Product: tripartite motif containing 66
Exons: 18
Coding region: 491-3661 (1056 amino acids)
Molecular function (GO): zinc ion binding; protein binding
Source: RefSeq, a predicted model, not a curated record
UGUUGAGGAAAGUCUCGCGAUGUUUAAACGUGAUUGUGACUCUGGGUUAAAAGCGACAUCUACUGGUGUGGACUGAAGUGGCCAUCAGGUCAGGGGGAAGAACUUGAGCAGCUGGGAUGCUUUUCUCAUCCUGAGGACCUGAACAUCAGACCAGCACUUUUACUGCCACUCACAGUUUAUUACACACACGUGAUUCCGGAAACUAAUCUUUACAUGUUAGAUAUUGUUUCUCCUAAAAGAUCAGUUUAGAUUUUAUGUGCGUUUUGUUGUAAAAACAAAAACCCUAACACUGCAUUGAGGAUGAAGAUGAGAAUGAAGAUGAGGAUGAGGUUUUAUUCGGAGCCGCUCAGACGCAGUGGUUUGUCCUAAAUCACCUCCGGGUCCUGGUGCAUGGAUGAAGAGAAUCUGCGCAUCUUCCAGAAAAGCAAGGUAGAGCUGUCUCACUGCACCAGUGCCUGGUCUCUCUGUCUCACUGCCCUCCCUCACAGUUAUGGAGAAGUGUUGUUCUGAAUGUCCGGAGCCUCGAGUGGCCCAGAGUUUAUGUACCUUCUGCAACAAGUGGCUGUGCUUCCAGUGUACAGAUCUGCACCAGCACGACAGAACAGCAGCAGCUCCAGCAGCAGAAUCACGGCAUCAGUCGAGCUCCAGCAGUCCCACAGCACCACCAGAACCAGGUUCGGCUUGUUGUGGCCGUGCGGUUGUCAUGUGUCCGCUCCAUAAACAGGAGCUUCUGGAGCUCUUCUGUGAAACGUGUGACCUUCUGGCCUGCAGCAUCUGCCACCUGUCCUCACACAAGGACCAUCGGCUGGUGCACGUUGGCAAGGCUUUACAGGAUCAGCAGUGGCUCCUGGAGAACCUGAUGGCUCGUGUGGAGGAGAAGAGAUCAGCUGUGGAGAACACUGCCAAGCAGAUUCAGGGCAGAUUUCACAGUGUAAAGAUCACACAGAGGAAGGCUGAGAACCAGAUAAAAAUGGCCAAGAUGAUCAUGAUGAAUGAGCUGAACAAAAGGGCCAACCUAUUAAUAGAGCAACUGGAGAAUAUCUCGAGCGGGUUUAAGCAGCAUCUGGAGGACCAGCUGCAGGGGGCGAUAGAGCUUUGUAGCCAGCUGGAGCACAUGCAGAACUUCAUCACCUGGGCAGUAGCACAUCACAGGAGGAACCCACUGCUGUUCAGCAAAGAACUGAUCGCUCUUCAGAUGCAGCAGCUCCUGGAGCCGCUGAUGCACUCCGAGACCUGGGCACCUCUGAAGAUAAAGUUCAACUGGGACGCCAGCUUCUGGACCAAACAGAUCUCCACUCUAGGUCAGCUGAGUGUGGAGGGAGGAAGUCGCUCGUACUCAGAGGGCAUGGGCCGGGCCGGGAUCCUGAGACCUCAGCCUGUCCCGUGUGUGUCUGUGCCGUCUCUGUGUUAUCCACUCCGAGAGACAGACUGCAGCUAUCAGGCCUUCUGCCAGCAUCAGCUCUGCUGCCUGCACUGCAGACCGGCUCCGUCUGUCCCGCUGGAGAAGUUUCCCAUCCCACUGGACAGGUAUUCGGUUCCGCACGCGGCAGAACCCAGCUGCAGUUCUCCUCCCAGCCUGCAGAGGUGCUGGAGUUCUGAUGCCGAGGCCCAAGCACAGCCAUCCCUGCAUGAAUCAAGGAGCCUGGGUGCAGACGCAGUGAAACAAGCUGCAGUGAGUGAUCUUCAGCCUCAGAGCAGCCGAGAGCGUCCCACAGAGCAGCAGAUGUUUACAAAAAAGCGGCUUGGAGAUCUGCAGGACUUGGAGUGCAGCGAGAAACGUCUCUCAGAGAGGACAGAUGAAGACAUGAGAACCUCAAAGAGAACCUCACAGAACAGCCCCAAACCCUCAGACAUGCUGGUACAGGACGGAGGAUUUGGAGCUAACGCUGAGAGCCCAGAGAGCAGAACUGCUGUGUGCAGCAUUUCCACAGAACCAGGAUCUUCAUGCAGUACUUCUCACACAUCCCAUCCUCUGGGGAUUAAUCAGAGAGCAGGAACAGGAGCCAAGCAUCAGGAAGUCACGGCACAGUCGCCGGACUACACGAGUCCUGCUGAACGAAUUCUGGACGACAUGAUGAUCCGGUUUCAUCCAGAAAGCCGUGAUGGUUCUUCUCAGACGUUCUACAAGACCGAGCCUGAUAAUGUCUAUGCAUAUCCUCAUGAAAACACCAGCUGUACAUCUCCGGAUAAAUGCAGCAUAUCAACAGUUCAGGAUACCAGAAAAGCUCCUGAGGGUUCGAAGGUCCCUGUUGUGUGUCUGGAACGGCUGAAGAUCCUGGUGUCCAGAUGUCCACCACAGGGGCACCACAGCACACCUCCUCCAGCUGACCCGAGACUGAAGUGUGAUGGGAUUGUGUCUCAGGAGCCGUACACAGAAGUCAGUCCUGAGGAGGAACCUGUUGAAGAACCAGGACAGAGAGCAGAGGCAUAUCAGCUACCAAGUGAGCCAGAACAUCUGUGCAGCACAUCACCGGCGGGCUCAGAGUCUUCCUUACAGGAGCUUUGCAACAGAAGCGAAGAAUUUUCAGCACACAUGACCGCUCCAUCCCCAUCCAGCGAUCCGGAAUCUCCCACUUCCACACCACCUGAAUCCAAAUACGCUUCCGACCCUAAUCAGUCUGAACCCAGAUCUGUGACAGCGUCUGACUCGCAGCUCGAGUCCACGGCGGACGCAGACCUCGGGUCAGACGCGGAACUUGAAUCUGAGCUUCAAGUUGAAUCAGAUCCAAGUUCCACGUCUGGACCACAAAUCGAAUCGGACUCAGAAUCAGACCUGGAGAUCGAACAGGUUCCGGAGCUUUCUGCGGAGUUCGAGCAGGAGCUGGAAUCGAACGCCGACUCCACCGCUGAAGUAACUCUGAACCUGGAGCAGGAGUGUGAAUGGGAGGCGGAGCCAGUGAGUGUGAAGGCAAGCGUGCAUAAGGAAGUCGGUGUGGUUGAGCGGCAGUGUCCAGAGGUGGAGAGCGAGGACUUCUGUGCCGUCUGCUCCAUUGGAGGAGAGUUGCUGUGCUGUGAUCGCUGCCCCAAGGUCUUUCACCUGAGCUGCCACGUGCCCUCUCUCCUCAGCUUUCCCACGGGCGACUGGGUGUGUUCACUGUGCAGAGACGUGCAGCGGCCGGAGGUGGUGUACGACUGUGAGGACUCCCGACUGUCCCCCCACACCGCACCAUCUGCACUGUCACCAUGUGACCAGAGGAAAUGUGAGAAGCUCAUGCUGCUCAUCUACAGCAACAUCCUGAGCGCUCCGUUCCACGAACCCGUCAGCCCACUGGCUCGUCAUUAUUAUCAGAUCAUCAAGAGGCCCAUGGACUUGUCAGUUAUCCGGAGCAGGCUGAACAAACGCAGCUCUGCUCACUACAGCUCCGUCACAGAGUUCGUGUCUGACGUCCUGCUGAUGUUUAAGAACUGCGCCAAGUUUAACUACCCGGAUUCAGAAGUGGCUCAGGCCGGCCGUAGUCUUCAGACCUUCUUUCUCUCGAAGCUCAGUGUGGUUUUUCCUGAGCUCAGCUGUCCUGCUCCUGAUGGCGACUCAGACAGCGAUGAUUACGAGGAGCCCGAGUGUGCAGCCGCCCUCACCUUCCCCUGGCCUGACAGGAGAGAACAGAGCCACAGGAAGAGGAAGAGGAGGCGCUCGCUCAGCUGUAGGAGACAUCACUAUUAACCUCCUGCACUAUGAUGGACUUCUACACCAUCACACACAUACACAGCUUCACCUGAGAGCUAAACCUGAUUAAAACACCCUUCUCUAAGCCUGUGUGUCAUGCGGUUCAUCUCCACAGCUGGAGGUUUAUAGAUCUGAUGCACUUCAUGUUAUCACUUUUUGAUAUCACACAGGUUGCUGCCACCUCUGGAUGUAGAGGAGUGACGUUGAUUGGUUAUAUACAGUAAUAUACAGUAUAUUUAUUAUAGAGAAUGUGAUCUUGUAUGUUUUAUAUGCUUUCUAUGCCCCAGCUUUGACUUGUUCCUACUGUAGUAGCCCAGUAGACCUGCAGUUUUAUGGCCUUAAGCCCAACAGCGUUCACAUUGGACAGACCGUGUUGAAUUAAUUUUCCUCUGGCUUUUUAUCAAUCAAAAUAUUCCUCUAAUUCUGGAGAGGAACGUGGAUUCCGAUUGGACGUUGCUAGGUAACUUGUUUUAAAUAUGUAUCGCUUCAAUUUUCAUUUAGUGAUGAUUCUAAAAUAUUCAAGUAAUGAAUUAUUUCUCAGGUAGAAGUGAGGAAGGAGUGCGGUUUAUUCCUCCUCUUGUACAGGGUCCAUCAGAAAAGAGAAGCUUUUAAUAAUAAUAAUAAUAAUAAUAAUAAUAAUAAUAAUAAUAAUAAUAAUAAUAAUAGUGUAGAAUUUGUUCACUUCAUUCAUUCUCGUAUAUUAAUGUAAUUAUCUGGAUUAUUUCAGCUCUAUAUAGACGUCAGUUUGACUUCAGCUCAUUUUACUUCCUACCUAAAAGCCUCUACAGUUUGAUUUAAGACUCGUCGUCUUCAGUAUCUACAUUUCUUUUGCAUUGCAGUACUUUUUAUUAUUAUUAAUAUUAUUUUUGUAAAUCUGCUGUAUGAUCUGUACAGAUUGUAUAAAUAGUCCCUGCUGAAUCAUGGUUAUUUACUGCUGACUAAUUAUUUUCAGGAUUAACUUUAAUUCUGUAAUUUAUUUUCAGCACAAACUGAAUGUGAACCUUCUCACACUGACACACGCCAUACAUCUGAUCUCUCAGCUCCUUUGGCACUUUGCCAAUGUGCCAUAAACACUAAUCAUAAGCACGUCAGUCACUGUAUGUUCACAGGCUUCGGAGACAAACUCCCAGCUUUUUAUCUUCUGUUUAAAGUCUCCAUGUUAAACUGAUAGUAUAAGGAAUAUCUGCACUGACCUGAAUUAAACAUCCUGAAACUUGCUUUAA